Acanthocheilonema viteae is the source of this 1644-nucleotide messenger RNA. Lineage: Eukaryota; Metazoa; Nematoda; Chromadorea; Rhabditida; Onchocercidae. The record is from the annotation of a GenBank genome assembly.
CAAUGUAGUAUUCCAAAGAAUUGCCAACUUCUUCUUCGUAACGGCAAGCAGUUAGAAGUAAACUUGAAGUUUGCUAAUGUGGAACCACCGAUAGAAAACAUUGACAGGUUGAAUAUUAGGAUGAACGAUGAUCAUUUAUUAAUCGUUCUUGAUCGUGAACAAGCAAUCUUGGAUAUUUUUUUUCCAAUAAAGGUAGACUAUGAACGAGUUGAAGUGAAACUAUUAUCAGAUGAAGGUACGGUGUUUUUAUUGUUGUUCCAGGUGAAUCAACACUUUAUUUCGCAAUUAGAGCGUGUUUUGGGUAAGGAAGCUGUUAAAGUAACUACUGGAGAAACGGGUGGAAAUUCUUAUAGACGUCACAUAGGUAAAACGCCUGAUGUAGUUGUAGUGCCUAAAGAUGUUGGACAAGUUAGUGCUGUGCUGAAGACGUGUAAUGAAGAUAGUAUUCCAGUGGUACCGUUUAGUACAACCACUGGUUUAGAUGGUUUUGCCAACACACCCGAGGGAGGUAUAUGUAUCGAUUUGAUGUCAAUUGAUAAGAUAGUGGAAAUAAACACGAGUGAUUUCAAUUGUACUGUUGAACCAGGCGUAACCCACGAGACAUUGAAUCAACAUCUACACACGACAGGCCUUUGGUUUCCUGGAGAUCCAGGUGCGGAUGCAUCCAUAUGUGGUAUGGCUGCUAUGAGCGCAAGUGGUAUAAAUGCAGCGCGGUAUGGUACCAUGGUGCAGAAUGUUUUGAAUUUGGAGGUUGUUCUGUCCAAUGGUGAUGUGCUAUACACAGCUGGGAAAGACAGACGGCCAAGGAAAUCAUCAGCAGGUUAUAACUUGACGAAACUUUUUGUGGGAUCUAAGGGUACAUUGGGAGUGAUAACGCAGGCAGCAGUUCGAUUAUAUGCAAGGCCAGCAGUAUGUAGUGUUGGAAUUUGCCCAUUUCAAACAAUAAACAAAGCUAUUGAGGCGGUCGUUGCUACGUUACAGUGUUCUGUACCAACUGCAAAAAUAGAGUUUCUGGACGCUGCUACAGUGACAGCUUGUAAUCGCUAUAGUAAAUUGACACUUGUCGAAUCGCCCACUCUUUUUUUGGAAUUCCAUGGUAACUCCGAAGCAGAAGUAGCUGAACAGGCCAGCCUUGUUGAAGAAAUAUUCGCCAGUAAUGAUGGAAGAGAGUUCACAUGGUGUCAUGCACCUGAAGAGCAGAAAAAAAUUUGGGCUUCUCUUCAUUCUGCCUAUUAUGCUAUCUUGUCGCAAAAAACUAAUGUUAAGGGUCUCAGAUUACAUUUCUCCUUACCAACGUCUUCAUUAGCUAAGGAAGUCGCGGAGGCCAGGAAGGAUAUUGACGAAUCUGGCAUUUUCGGAGCAGUAGUGGGUCAUGUUGGUGAUGGCAGAUUCCACUGCAUCUUCUUAGUCGAUGAAUCAAAUCAGGAUGAGAUGAAAAUCAUACAGGCAUUAUCGGAUCGUAUUAUCAAGCGUAUAUUAGCAUCAGGUGGUUCAUGCACAGGCGAACAUGGAAUUGGAAUUAAUAAAAGAAAAUAUUUGGAGAAUGAAUGUGGUGAGGUAGCAGUGAACACGAUGAUUGCUAUUAAGAAGGCUUUAGAUCCAAAAGGAAUCAUGAAUCCAAAUGAAUUAUUCCCAAAAAUUUAA